Molecule: messenger RNA, 1516 nt
Organism: Solenopsis invicta (red fire ant)
Lineage: Eukaryota; Metazoa; Arthropoda; Insecta; Hymenoptera; Formicidae
Gene: Got1
Product: aspartate aminotransferase, cytoplasmic
Exons: 6
Coding region: 51-1463 (470 amino acids)
Biological process (GO): L-aspartate biosynthetic process
Cellular component (GO): cytosol
Molecular function (GO): pyridoxal phosphate binding; L-aspartate:2-oxoglutarate transaminase activity
Source: RefSeq, a predicted model, not a curated record
AGGCCCUUAAAGAUCACUACGUCUGUUCCAAUCAUUCCAAUAAAAUUUCUAUGCACUCUGUUAUCCGUCAGUUAUUGUGCACUUUUUCGUUCCCUCGCACGAAUUGUUUAUUUGAUAUUGCUUCUUAUACUAUCACCACUGUUAUUAUCUGCGGUAAUUAUUUAGAACACUCCAUCCCACCUUUGAUUUUGACGAAAUUAUCUACUGCUAUUGACAACAUGAAUACCAGAUUCACUGGAAUAGAAUUAGGACCUCCUAUCGAGGUUUUUGCGCUGCAAAAAGCAUUCGUCGACGAUACUCACGAAAAUAAAGUUAAUCUUACUAUAGGAGCUUAUCGUACUAAUGAAGGUAAACCGUGGGUUCUGCCAGUUGUAAGAAAAGUAGAAAAAUCACUUGCGGCAGAUGAUUUACAAAAUCAUGAAUAUUUACCAGUUCUUGGCUUGGAAGCAUUUACUGAGAGUGCUACGAGUAUGUUAUUAGGUGCAAAUUCUCCUCUUAUCGCCCAAGGACGUGCCUUUGGUAUUCAGUCACUCUCCGGUACUGGAGCAUUGCGCGUUGCCGCCGAAUUUUUAAGUCGUAUUUUACAUUACGAUACUUUUUACUACAGUAAACCUUCCUGGGAAAAUCAUAAACUGGUAUUUACUAAUGGAGGAUUUAAAAAUGCCCGUGAAUAUACAUAUUGGAAUGAAAAGACUCGCAAUAUCGAUUUAGAAGGAAUGCUCCGUGAUUUACGGGAUGCGCCAGAAAAUGCUGUAAUCAUUCUGCAUUCGUGCGCACAUAAUCCCACUGGAUGUGAUCCAACUCCGGAGCAAUGGGUUAAAAUAGCCGAUGUAAUACAGGAAAAACAACUUUUUCCGUUAUUUGACAGUGCCUAUCAGGGUUUUGCGAGUGGAGAUUUGGAUAAAGAUGCGUAUGCUGUUCGAAUGUUUGCCGAACGUGGAAUCGAAUUCAUUUGUACGCAAAGUUUUGCGAAGAACUUUGGAUUAUACAACGAAAGAGUUGGUAACACAGUUUUUGUAUUGGCCGAUACGAAGGAGGUGGUUCAAGCUAAAUCACAAUUAACAUUAAUUAUCCGAGGAAUGUACAGCAAUCCUCCUAAUCAUGGUGCUCGAAUUGUUGCGACUGUGCUGAGAAAUCCGGAGUUCUUUGAGGAAUGGAAGGAUCAUAUUAGAACAAUGUCUAGUAGAAUUAAACAAAUGAGAAUAGGUUUACAUCAUAGAUUGCUCAAAUUAGGUACUCCAGGUAUUUGGGAUCAUGUUAUACAGCAAAUUGGAAUGUUCUCGUAUACAGGACUCACCGAGAAACAAGUGCAGUAUCUAAGAGAUCAUUAUCAUAUUUAUAUGUUACGUAGUGGGCGUAUAAAUAUGUGUGGCUUGAAUGAAAAUAAUUUGGAUUAUGUGGCAAAUGCGAUUAAUGAAACGAUAAAGCUGUUCCCAGAAACACACAAUGAUUGCACAUGUUAAGAUAGAAUAUUAUCAAUUAAUAAUACAGUUCAAUAAAAGACAAAACCAGACGA